Messenger RNA from Macrobrachium nipponense, 3632 nucleotides. RefSeq names its product zinc finger protein ZIC 4-like. Gene Ontology annotation, biological process: regulation of transcription by RNA polymerase II. Gene Ontology annotation, molecular function: DNA-binding transcription factor activity, RNA polymerase II-specific; RNA polymerase II cis-regulatory region sequence-specific DNA binding. Lineage: Eukaryota; Metazoa; Arthropoda; Malacostraca; Decapoda; Palaemonidae. The record is from RefSeq and is a predicted model, not a curated record. Gene Ontology annotation, cellular component: nucleus.
AGGAGCCUCAUACGAAGCCCAGGUGUUGUGGUGGGUGUACGCGCGCCAAGAUCCGCUCCAGCGAGCGGCGCUCUCAAACCUUCUUCCUUUCCUCCUCCUGAAGCUGCUGCUGGUGUAGCUGCCGGGCGAGAAAAAAAAAAACUGCUUCGAUGCUUCUGACCCGUCGUCGCUCGCCGCCGCCGCGGAUCGGUGAAAUAAUUCGCCUGUAGCAAAGCUUGAAAAAGAGAGGGAAAUCAGUGUCGUCUCCGAUGUGAAAGAUCAGAGAAAAUACCGCGAGACACUUGUAGUAGUGGUGAUCUAACAGUGAAGUUCAUUUUGUAACGAGUCGAUGUGUUUGUUCGAAGUGAUCCUUUUCUGUUGUUGAGUUGUUCCUUGAGUUUUCCUGUCCGAGAGAGACGGCGACGACGCGUCGCCCUCGAGGAGCGUCCGGCCAAGAUGUUGAAUCCGUUCAUGGACAGCGGGCACAUGGGGUCGCUCAUGGGCCACAAGCUCAGCCCUCCGACCCAUCACAUGGGCGCCGAGGGCCUCACCCACACGCAAAGCAACCAGUACAACAAUGGUUACGGGAUGUCCCACCACACGAUGCACCAUGGGCACAUGGGCACUUACCCCAGGGAGCUCUUCCUCCGGCGGGAUCACAUGACGUCCUUAGGCACUCUGGGCACUCAUGACCUCGCCAACAACCAGCACCACGCCAUGUUCGGAGCGACGUUAGCGGGCCACGACCCGUCGUCCAUGAUGUUCCCCGGCCUGCACGACGCCCACCACGGCCACAUGAACAACAUGAACCGCUUGGCGGGCAUGGAUUGGUCCCACCAGCAAAUGGGCUCCCAAUUCCACCACGGCAUGAACCACAUGAACAUGAACCCCAUGGCGGCCGCCCACACGCCGGGGGCGUUCUUCCGCUACAUGAGACAACCCAUCAAGCAGGAGCUGUCGUGCCUGUGGGUGGACCAGGACCAGCCCAACCCCAAGAAGCCGUGCAACAAGACCUUCAACAGCAUGCACGAAAUCGUCACGCACAUCACGGUCGAGCACGUCGGAGGGCCCGAGUGCACGAACCACGCCUGCUACUGGCAGAGCUGCCCCAGGAACGGCAGGUCCUUCAAAGCCAAGUAUAAGCUGGUCAACCACAUACGGGUACACACGGGCGAGAAGCCCUUCCCGUGUCCCUUCCCCGGAUGCGGCAAGGUCUUCGCCAGAUCCGAGAACCUCAAAAUACACAAGAGAACUCACACGGGCGAGAAGCCCUUCAAGUGCGAGUACGAAGGCUGCGACCGCAGAUUCGCCAACUCCUCCGACCGCAAGAAACACUCACACGUCCACACCUCCGACAAGCCUUACAACUGCAAAGUGCGCGGCUGCGACAAGUCCUACACCCACCCCUCCUCCCUCAGGAAACACAUGAAGGUCCACGGCAAGUCUCCGCCUCCGUCGGGCUCCGGCUACGAGAGCGACGACUCGACCACCACCAACGGCACCUCUACCUCGUCCUCCCUCGUCUCCUCCUCCAACACUGGCCAGACGUCGCUGGUCACCGGUCCCGCCCACGGCCAGGUCACGAAUGGCCCAGGGGCGGGGAACGGCGCCGGAGGAGGCACGGGAGGCGGAGGCGGCGGAGGAGGAGGAGGAGGAGGAGGAGGAGGAGGCGGUGGUGGCGGCGGUGGGCAUUCGGUGAACCUCAGUGAAUGGUAUGUCUGCCAAAGCGCAGCCGGCAUGCCCACUCCUCCCAGCAACGAACACAGCCCCGUGGGCGGCUUGACUCACGUCUUGCCGCCCACUUCGACGGCGUACUAGCAGUGGGCGGCCUUGACGCACCCUCCCGCAACCCAUCCACCCACGUCCUUUAGAUAGCAUAGCUCCUCUUUGUACAAAAUCGAAUAACGAGGAAGACGCUCUGCCUCGAGAGAGGAAAAAAAAAAAAAAAAAAUAAAAACAUUGCCUCCUGCAGAGACUUAACUGUGCUUUGAAGUGAAAGCCAAGAGAAACACGCCCCGAGAGAGUCAUUCUCUCUUUCUCUCUCCCUCAUUCUCCCUUGUGGCCUGCGCGCUUCGGGAGGGUCGAGUCAUCGCUGUACAACACCCACCGCCACCGUCGUCACUCGUCCUAAAGUGUAAAUAGUGUGUAUACAUGAUGUACAGUGUAAAAAGGUGUAUAUACAAGUUAUACAAAUAAGUUUUUACUGCGCGAGAGUAAUACUACUGCGUUGAUGAUGCUUCUCUCCGGCGGAAGGAAGGAAGUGGAGAGCUGUUGAAUCGAGUUUUAACCCGUGACCUUAGAACAUCUGCUGACCUUAUCAUCACCUGAUUCUGUCAUGUGUGUCCUAUAUUUUUCUCGAACCACAAAAAUGUUCGGUCUUACCAUUUUCUGUAAGGUGCUCAACACUACCACUAUUUAUUACUCCUUUUUGCAGUCUGGUCCUCGACGUCUGAGAGGCAAUCAUUGAAUGUGCAGCAGAGUGCGUUAUUUAAAUAAGGAAAGUACAUAGUAUAUCUUAUGGAAAUGUCAAAAUUGACCAUAAAUCAUUUAAAAUAUAUUUUGACCUUAAAUUAUUCGAAACGUCAGAACUGACUAAAUACAUUAUGGCUUCUCCUUGUCAGGACUAUCAAAUUAAAUUUUAGAACCAAAUAAAUUAUAAAUAUAUAAUUCGCGAAAAGUAUAGAAAUCUUCAAUAACGUUUCAACGUAAUCACGUAAUGCAUAAACUCAAAUGUACUAAUUACAUUUAAUGAUUACUGUUUAGUCUUUUAUCUGUCUAAUCGAUACUGUCAAUUCUGACAAGACUUAAUUUUAAAUCAUUGUAAAGAGACUAAAAGCCAAUGUUCUUGGUCAUGUUUGGAUGACAGUCGUUUUUAUUAUUGUAAGAAUCUGUCAUUGGGUAACUGACAAAUAAGGGUUCGUAAGAAUCUUUAGAAUAAUCCGUGACUGAUUUACUGGAAGUGAUCUGAUUAGCUUGAAAUUUUAUUGUCAACCUGGACCGUAUCGUUGAUUUUAAAAUGUGGUGCUCUUAAUACAGAAUUUAUAUUUUCAGUGAAUUGCAGUUGUGUAAAUAUAUACUAAAUAAGUAAAACAUAAAGUACAAAAUAUGUAAUGCUAAAUCUCAUCUACAAUUAACGCUCGUUUUGAUCAAAGGUCACAUUCUUAUUAGUAGUUUGGUUAAUUUUGCAUUUCACAAUUUUAUUUCUCAAGUUCCUUUCAAUGGCACUGGCUGUUUGGGUACGGUAUACCUUAUAAAACAAAGUUUUUUUCACACGAUCGUAAUAUAAAAUUUUAAAAAUUUGUCUAGCCAGUUGCUUAAAUAGACCCUUUCUAUAAAAGUAUGAAUUUUUUCCCCCCAGAGUAUUUCAUCAUGGAAUUAUGUCUUACAAAUCUCUCUCUACCAUAUGAUAAAAACCCGUCCUACCUUUUGUAACAGAACGAAACAAUUUCUACCAAAAAAAUCGACAUUAAUCUUAGUAAAUGACAUGAAAUAAAAGCGCCUGCAAUUAUGUCAAUCUCUCGUCGCCCAGACGGAAAGGACCAGACUACAAAGCUAUGUUUCACAGUGACUCCAAAAGCAAUGUACCUCCGUUCCAAUAUAUGUAUAGUGUUGUUUUCUUUCUUUUUUUUUCUUUCAUUAAAAAAUAAACCGUA